Molecule: messenger RNA, 1829 nt
Organism: Trichoplusia ni (cabbage looper)
Lineage: Eukaryota; Metazoa; Arthropoda; Insecta; Lepidoptera; Noctuidae
Product: spondin-1-like
Exons: 7
Coding region: 505-1806 (433 amino acids)
Biological process (GO): cell adhesion
Cellular component (GO): extracellular matrix
Source: RefSeq, a predicted model, not a curated record
UAUGUCCAUGUUUUCUGGGAGAAUGUAGAGAUAUUUAAUUUUGACUCAAAGAUUUGAGGAUUUUCUGAACAUUAAACUUAAUAAAGAGAGAGUCAUACGUGUGGUGCAUCAACUCCUUUCUAGUGCUGCGCAAACUUCAUUUUGAGAGGAGGUGAUAUACUGUUAGAACGAUUAAUGAAUGAUGAUUUUAUCGUACUAGAUUAUAAAUAUACUUAUUACCUAGCUCUUUCUAAUAAACACAGCAUUCUGUUUAUUCUCACAAAACACACUGUUUGUGACUUAUAAAAAUAAACGAAAUGAGAUGCACAAGUCAGUGGCUCGUGCGUACAGAUCGUCGCCAAUGUGUUUAUUUCUGUCCGCUAAGGAACGGGAAUCCAAAAUAGAAAAGUCCACCGCAUCUCUCCGGAGAAGUAACACGCACGGAAACUGAGCAUUUAAGAUUAAUUUCAACGAAAUUUAAAUCAAUUUAAAUUUAAAGAUUACUUCGACAGUGCGCGUCAGUUCAUGAUGGCGGUUCGAUUACAAAUGACCGCCAUCUUGUUUUUGGUGAUAGCGUUGUUUGAUUUGGCGGUAGGUUGUGACGUGAACGAUGUGGCUGUAUACAAAGUGUCGUUGCGUAUGUUGUGGAGUGAGGAGAGGUUUCCAAAGGACUACCCGCAAAAUCGACCGAAGGCUCAGUGGUCACAAACAUUUGGUCAAUCUCACACUGGUAACUUCAGCCUCUUCCACGUGGGGGAUGUAGCCAAGCCGUCUGUUCGUGCCUUCUCCCAAUAUGGAAAGAUCGAUGACCUCGUGAAGGAAGGUGAUGAAGACAUGCACGUCUACGACCAGUUCUCAGCAUCAGCCGUCGGAGCUGGUACCGGGAGUACUGAGAACAUGGUGUUCGUUGAUGGUGGACAUAGUUUUAUAUCACUAAUGUGCCGCAUGAUUCCAUCACCAGAUUGGUUCGUUGGUCUCGAUAGUGUCAAUCUAUGCGUAGACUCUUCAUGGGUGGACCAAAUCACACUAGAUCUGGAGCCUCUAGACGCAGGAGCGGCAAGUGGCCUGACAUUCACAGCGCCGCGCUGGGAGACCACUCCUCCAGACCCAGUGAGGAGGCACAAGCCGAGGGUCCCUGAUCAUCCUGCGGCUGGUUUUUAUUACCCACAGCUGAGAGACCUGCCGGCUAUCGCUCAAGUGGAGUUGACUAAGGUAAAAGAAUAUUCAACAAAGGAACUAAACGACUUAGCAAGAAGAGAACUUUUACAAAUGCUGAGAGAGAAAAAUAAAAAGAAGGGAUUACCACGAAAAGAUGCUGAAAUGACUGAAAAUGUAGAUUCUGUAGAUGAUGAUGAUGAACAUAACCCGGUUACUGCUAGAAGUUCUAUAGAAACCCUUAAAGAUUUAGAAGAAGAUCCUGUCGGUACUCCAAGAUCAAAUGCACCAGAGAACUACGUUGUUGUUGUUACAAACCCCCCGACAACUACGACUACCGAAAAGGAAUUCGAAGAUGAACUAAAGAACAUGGAUGACGUCGUGUUAGCUGUAGCGCACGGCCGGAAGCUGGGGCUCCACAAACAUCUGCCGAGACACUUUAGGUCGCGCCUGCAUCAUGCCGUCAACAGGAUCCAACCCAACGACUGCCUGGUGUCAGAAUGGAGUGCCUGGUCUCCCUGCUCGGCGACCUGCGGCUUCGGCGACAAGCUAAGAAGCAGAAGUGUGCUGCGUCAGAAGAAAGAUGGCGGCCGCGACUGUCCGAAACUGACGGAAAGGAAACAUUGCGGCAAUGUCAACUCUUGUGCUCAUAUAGACUAUUUUGAAUGGUAAUCAAAUAAAUUGAUGGUUCUUUU